AUGUUUUCGAGGAAGCAGACUCCGAAGGCGGUGCAGAUGGAGGCGGCGGUAGUCCUGGUGGCGGGGGUGGCGGUCCUGGAGGGAGCGGUGGUGGUCCUGGUGGUGGCGGUGGUGGCGGUCCCAGUAGUGGCGCGCCUGGUAGUGAAGGCUUCCCCUCGAUGGACGAUAUGGAUAUGGAUUUUGGAGAGGGGGAGCACUACCCCAGGGGAGACCAUCCUGAAAUUAUGCAAGGCGAGGGGAGCGGCUUCCAUCCGACGUCGAUGGCAAGCGGUGUUGAGGAACUAUCUCCUACCAGAGCAGGAGCGUCAAUGCGUGUAAGUCAACGAGGUCCUGAGGGCGAAGCUCAUCAACGGGGUCCUGAAGGUGAAGGAGCUAGAAAGAGUCAAAAGCCAACAGUUAAGGCUUGAUGAUGCGAUGCCCGCAUUUUUCAUAUUCAUCUUAUAAUAUAUUAUAACCGCGAAAAAAGUAAUCAUUAUUUUUUCCCUGUUCAAGCCAUGGCAAUGCAUGCAAGAAUCCAGAGCAUGCAUAAUUUCAGAAAUCGGAAAAAAUCGAAAUUCUCUAUUAUAAUAUUUGAAGCAUCUUUGUUUCUUGGAAGGGUUUCCAAUAUUAUGGUGUCUAAGACAGCGACAGGCGCUGAAGGCGAAAGAGGUGGUAGGCCCGAUUUAUAUGACGCUCAUUUCGCGCAAAAUAUAGUUGACAAUGUCUUCCAAGACCGCGAUGGCCUGAGCGUGGAAGAGCAGCUGAGAGGGAGAGGCGCUCAAACGGCAGCCUUUGCGGCACAGAGACAUCCUGCGGGUCAAACACACUGGAAAGACCGGGUCAAGCGGGCAUCGAUCCUGGAGAAUCAGCAAGUGGGCAGCGUCUUCGCAAAACGGCAAGCGCUGUACAAACAGCAAGGUGGUAGCAACAAGUACGUCGCUACUGGUGAUAACGUUCCGAUGCCGGGGAAGGCCAAAGAUCCUAGGAAAAUGGUGGACAAGUCGAAACUUUUGCCAGCGCAGAAAGCAAAUUUAGUCGACGAUACCGCUUACCUUACUCAGGGAGAAGUUAAGGUUUUAACAAGAAUCCCAUCUACUUCCCGCUCCCGAGCACCUUGGUCCCGUUUUUAAAGGUGGGAGUAGAAGAGGGCCCAAGACGCUGCAGCGGAUGGAUUUCAAUUUCCCUUAGAAGUUCUAAACAAGCCACACUUGAAGAUAAAUUUGCGGAUCCACAACGGCUGAUGGGUCGCUCGAGUAUCUAUGAACGCGAAGACCGAGGAAACGUCUUUGAUCGAGAGGAACUGAAGGAGGCACGGAGUCGUGUUGUGGCAGGUAUAAUACGAAUGCAUUGGACCUUCAUUUGACGCAUUUGUUCUUGACAACCAACUAGAACAACUACAUGUACAUCUUCUACAUUGUUCUUUUAUUUUAGCGUCCGUGGUAUUAAGCCUAAAAAUUUUUAUGUAGCUGCUAUGAGUAGUGAAAGUCAAGGUCAACAUCUUGAACAUCUCCCACUUCCAUCAAUCGAUCCUACUCAUGAGUCUGCACUCUCUCCCACCUAAACCUCUUAACAGUGACUGAGCGUGAGCGUGGACCUGUACCGAAGCGUAUGGAUGUCAAAGAUGACACAAGCUACAUGGCUGAUGCUGCUCGACAGGGUCCCAAACCUGGGGUAGCGGAAAAGAUAGAUUAAGGAAAGCAGUUGUAAGUUUUUGGUGUUUCUGUUAAUGCCGUUUUUAGUUUUGCAUUUUUCUUAUGUCUAAUCUGUAUCUGCGUAAGCAGUCUGCGUAAGGGUAAGCAUCUGCCUACGCAUCUGAUAAAAAAGAGAAGUAAAUGCACAAUCAUAACUAACGGGAUAAACUACUACUUACGAGCAUGCAAAUGAACCUUCCCUGCUACCUCUAAAUAUAACCGAGAAACCCGUUGGAUGCUGAACGUUUUGCCGCGUUUCAAAAAGCUGUCACGGGUGACGAUGCUGAGAAAGCACGGGUUGCGGCUGAGCAGUUCGACCAAUACGGUGUGCGCUUCGCGAACAAUAUCACAAAGGCUUUUUAUGGCAUUACUAGAUUCAUUUCGAUGAUACUCCGGGAAUUCCAAAUCCAAUUCGUUCUAGCAGUAAAGAUCCAUCUAGCAGUAAAGAUCCAUCUUGCAUUCCUCCAUCUGAUCUUGGAAGUAGCACUAGAGGUAAACAACUUUUGCGUAAAACAAGACUUUUUCAAUCAAGAUAAAGAAGACAUGGAAAGGAUGCCUUUCAGGAUGGACGUACACGACUUACGUCUACAUCUACAUCGACUACAUACUAAACAUAACGAGUUGACUGAUACUGAACGUCAUCCUCUAAUACUCGCAUCGAGAAGCACCGGUGAGCAGAAAUAUGAGAGGAGCGCUAGCGGCAGUGGGCGCUUCGGAGGGAUCGCCGGAAAUGGGAAGCCCAAAAACCAUUACAUCAGUGAAGCCAAGCGCCGGAUUCCUCAACUACAAGAAAGAUGAUGGAACUGCUACUGGAGUAAUGGGAGCGCCGGUUUUACAGUUACGGGUCUUUACCACAAGAACAUCAACAUUGUUAGAUGAACGGAAACUGUAGUUUCAUUUUUGUAGCGGUCAUGCAAGAAAGAUCGAAGUUGUAAUGAAGAAGAGUAACUACUUGAAUGCUUUAACAAUAAUGUCUAGUACGGUGGCACUAUUACUUCUAGUAGUUCUGCCAUGGCUUAUUCUAAGUUGCAAAGAUCGUCUCCUAUUCCGUCUUGUUCUUUCUUUUCGUUUUCCUUUCCAUAAUAUGGAAUAACACUAUGCCAAAAGCGAACAUAGAAACGUGAUUUUUUAGCCAGAAAACGCACAUAAAGCCCAGGAAUCAGCUGGGUAGUAUUCGCCUCAAAGUGGAAAACUUUCAUUCAGAGACGAAUGACGUACAAAAAAAGCGCUUUUUUUUGCGUUUUUUGUAUGUGUAUCAGGUGGAACCUAUAAAGAAAGAUAUAACGAACACGAGGUUGUAGAAGUAGUUAAUGAUGAUGAUGCUCUUGAAGUUGAUGUAGCUCUUCUUCUCACAGCAUAAUCUUUUUCAAUAGAAGAAGUAUUUUAUUCUACUCUAAUCUCAUUUCCACCUGGCUUUGAUCAUCGAUCGACGCCUUAUGGGAUGGACGCGAAUGCGUAUAAUGCGCGCAGUAAUCUUCGACUCAUGGCGCUUCAGCUUGCACGACAACGUAUCCGAAGAUUAAGGCUGCUUGGAAGUCGACCUCCGCACCCUUUUAUAAUAACUAAGCAUGAUAGAAGAUACUUGUCCUGCUUGAGACCUAUCAUGCCUAUGCUUAGAGGCCAACUUGCUGCAAUCCCUCUAAGGAGAGCUGUUUCAGGGCAACAAAAAGGAAUUGGGUCACAGUCGCCCUUUGAGGAGGGUGAAGACGCGAGUGGCGACGCCUUCCCCGAUCCCGAGAAGUCUCACCUUAUGAUGCUAGUAGAGAUGCUAUUUCUAUAAUUCCAGACUACCUUAUUGCACGCAUGGUGCGUGGACCUGGAGUGCGUGGAGGAUAACAUUGAAUCAAUACAAGAUGCAUUCCUAUUCAAUUCCAACCUAGUACAGGUUAAGGAGCUACCCCUAUGUAUUCUCAUCAAAGAUAGAAGUAGAGUGAUGAUUUGAUUUUGAGUUUAUUUAUGCUUGGUAAUCAACAGAUUCAGAAUACACAGUUGUCUUGUUAAGGAGACAACUACUACAUCUACUACUCCUCUAAUGUAUCCGCUGACAUGUACGAGAAAGAGUUGGUUCCUGCGGCAUUGACGCUACUGGCGGAAGGACAGCCUGAUGUUAAGGGUUGGAAGUUGACUUGACCUCUCUAGGAUGAGCAUAUCUAUGACCUUUUCAAGCGGGAAACGAAACAAGAGGAUACGUAUGAAUGUCACAAGCUAGCUAGGUCACCUACUUGCAACCACUAACUGUGGCAACUUGCUACUCGCGGGAAUGCGAGAUUACGUCUUCUUCCUGACUGAUAGGAAGGCUACUUUGUCAGCAACCGGUAUCGAGACAACAGCAGACCAUCCACAGAACCAGAAGGUGGUAGAAUUAUGGCUACUUACCCAUUACUCUUUACACCUUGAUUACUUUAUACUAGUCCUAAUCAAUAGUAAUUUCUGUGACUAAUGUUGGCACUACUACUACUACACAUUUUAUUAAUGAUUAGUCUAAUGAUAGUACUACUACUACUCCUGACAGCCGGUGAGCACUCAGAUACCAUCAACUUGAAGAAGAUGUUGGCAUCACGGUCAUGAUCAACAUUCAAAGACGAUAUGAUCUUCGCAAGGGAAGAAUGCAUAUGUAGUAUACCAUCUCCACAUUCACAUUCUCCUUGUUCUAAUAUACGUAAAUUUAGACACAAUUGCUCCUCAGUUGUAUGCUAGUCGUCUUAUAGCAGUUGUUGUAUGGCGUAUAUGGCGUAUAAGGUCUUGAAAGAUUUUGUCCCUCUGUCUCCUUUAAAAAUUUCUAGUUCAAACAUCGACCCUGAUUCUCUUCUUCUUCUAACACCUGCCGUUUACAAACGAGCCGGUGAGCACUCAGCGUUGCUUGAGGAGCAUGAAGAUCAGAUCCGCGCCAUGGGCUUUGAUAUGUCUUUAAGGGUAGGUUAAAGGUGCUCCUGUUACCGUUUGUUGUGGCUCUCCUAAGGGAGACAGGCAUAAGAAACGGGGCAAAGAAACGAACACCCAAAACCUACCUCUAAUGUCUGCGAGCCUUUUGGCCUCGACCAAAGACACACUGCUUCGAUGGUCAAAGCAGCAAGAUGCAUUGCGGAGAAACCCUUUGCAUACGCUUGGAAAGUCGACACACGGAAAACUUUUGAUGGUAUAUCUUCUUCUUCACUUGUUAAAGCUUAUCUUCACAGAGAAGAUAUUCAUAUGCAGUACAACUACAGCAGAAACCUGAACUUCAUUGAUCUGAACUUGUUACCUCCGAUCUACUUGCUUCCCUAUACUACGUUUACUAGGACCGCGCUCGCUUAUUGGAUGCACAAGCCCAAGAAAUACGGGAUAAAGCUGGAGCCUUAGUGGAUGACAGAGGUCAGUUAUGGCUCUAAUGUCGAGAUGUUGUAAGUUACUUAUAAGUACUUAUGUAUUAAGUGAAAGUGUGUUUUUUUUAGCAAAUCAUGUUGAGAAACAAGAUGAAGAUUUUUUUGGAUACUACGUAAGUCUAACUACGACUAGUUACUCGUACUCUUGCAAGGAGAAGCACACCAGCAACAUCAUAGUACAAUACAAGAAUUAUUAUACCGAAGAUUAGAAUCCUACUUUUUCCUCUACGCUAACAUCUGUGCUGGAAGAAAAAUCGAAAGUGCCUCCGCUUUUUAGUAUUUGUGUUGUUCGGCACUUCUUUGAGUUAGUGGACGGUCCCGAAGGGCGGUUCUUUGACGUGAUGCGAAACUACGCAAAGUUGCGACACCAUCAUACACCGGAUAUGCGUGGAACGGAUUUGUUGCAAGACUUGGGGCGUGUCGCAGCAGCUCUGGACGCGAUCCGAGCAGCGGAAAAGGAGCGGCCAGGCUACUUGAAGGCACUAGAGAUUAAGGCCGCACAAUAGGUAGAGAUAAUGAUAAGCAUUUGAAUUUGAUUUCAACUGGACGAUCAUAAGCAUUUGAUUUCAAGAUUUCAACAGUUUCCCAGGUGGAGAUGUUUUCUCUUUGUUUCCUUCUCCUUUCUGGGAUUCUUUCUCGAGCUCUAAUCAGAGGAAUCAAAAGGGCGUAGUCGAGUUGCUUGAGGGGCAAGAAAUUCAGGACGUGAUCUUAGCGGUGAAGGAAGCGAGGAAAGCGAAGCCCUUUCUGAACGAAGGGGACUGGCUUCAGCAUCUGCAGCGUGUGAUUCCCCAACUGCUCUUCGUACGCAAAGUACCUUUGAAUCUUCUCUUCGAGGCUAUCAGGGAGUAUGCUGGCCAGAUGGAGGUGGAGACAGGACAGAGCUGGCUUACACAAGCCGUUUGGAAGCGGGCAAAUCAAAUCUUGCUCUUCUCGAAAAUUAAGGUUCAGGUUCUUAGAAAUGGAAGGUUUUGUAAGUCUAUCACUAUCUUCUCUAAUAUGAAAGAAUGUUCCGUUUGUAGAUGUAGGUACUGCAUCGCAAGUAGUCUGGGUCGACGUGAGAGGACAGGUAGGCUCGUUUUUCUCAACCUCCUUCUUUCAUAUCUUACGAAUACGUCUCGAUCUGUACCUAAUUUAGGCAAAAGCUUCCUUCUCUACCUAAACGUAUCUUACCAUUCUAAGAAAAAGUACUACGAAGCGAAAGCGAAAGAGCCAGUGCCUGAGAGUUUUAUGAUGGACAACUAUCCUGCGAACUUUCGUGGUGCAGGUGGUGAGGCUGCGGCACAGGCGUUGAGGGAACUAGAGAAGUUAAGGGUAGGCUAAAGGUGUUCCUGUUGCCGUUUGCUUUGCCUCUCCAAGGGCGGCAAGACAGAACAAACGGGAAACAGAAGCACCAAGAUCCUACCUCUAAAGAAGGUAGAGAAGGAUCCUCAAGUCGACGCACAAGAGGUAGAGGCUGCUCGGCAGGCAAGAGAAUUUUAUGGCUCCUCUUGUUGCGCGGGAUAUUAAUGUUGCACCUUUUGGUUCUAUGCUUGUGCAAGAACUUUAUUAUCUACCUAGCAUCUUGUUCCAGAUCAAGAGCGUUUUUGUUUUUGAAGAUGUCAUGUCUCUCUCUCUCAGGAUAUUUUUUCCGGGUUUUUUGUAGUUAAUACAGAAUAAACAUACUUCUGACACUGACUACUGAGUAGAAUUCUGAAACAGAGACUCAGUUGUUAACACCAGAAGAACCAUCUCUAAGAACUAAAGUCGAUCAAUAUUUACCGUAGCGAAGGAUCCGGGAUGCAUGGUUUGGGGUCAGCCAUGGGUUCAGGCUUUUCAGACACUGGCUCAGCCGAUGAUACGGGAGACAACAUGUUUCGAGGAGAUAAAAAUGCUGGCAUGAAGAUGGAUGCAUCUGGAGUAGGCUCUUUUUAAGGCUUUCCCUAAUCCAUCUUCGGAAGCACCCUCAGCAGGCUUUUUUUCAAGGUGAACGACAAGAUGCCUAGGGUCGACGCGUCAUGGGAUGGAUUAGGGUCGUGAGCUCUAAUGUUUGCGGAUGGAUGCAGGUCCUCCAGGUGAUCGUCGCUUAGAUUCUGAGUCGGAGCUUGCUCUCAAACUCCAAGCAGAUGAACCCGAUUUGAAAUCGGCGCGAAGCGGAAGCAGCGACAACCGCAAUACUGUUCAAGACGAGCAGCAAGGGAGUGGUGGAUUUGGGGCUGCAAGUCGUGGAUUUGGGAGUGUGGGGGAUCAACAACUAACGAGUGCUGAUAUAGGUGGCAUCUUAGACCAGCCUGAGGGCGUGGACGAAGAAAUUGCCAGUAGACCAGUGACUCCAAGAGAUAAAUUUGCCGGUGGGAAGCACAAACACCUAAAGCCACAGCCACGUGUACGAGAGGCAGCGGCUAAGUACAAGAAUCCCAACGCCAGGGCGAAGCCUGGUGAAGAACCUGGUGAUCCAAGAACAAGACAACCUGGUGAUUCAACAGGUGGCGAUCCUGCAGGUCUACAAGGCACUGAACCUGGCGAUGCGCCUGUUGUGGCUGAUAGACGCUUAGACUCUCAAUCUGAUCUUGCUCUGCAGCUUCAAGCGCAUGAACCAGUAAGACCACCUGGUGAAGAUGCGGUAGCGGAUGAAGUUAAGAGCAGAGGAAUGCGGGAGUUGUUGUAGCACAUGUUAAAUUACUUCACCUACUGAUCACAUUAGUUACUUUACUUUCUUGUUACGUCUUCUACUUCUUAUAUUGCAAGGAGUGAAUCGAACAAACAUCAAUGGAUACGUAUCCGAUACGCGUAUCCUAUUCAUCAUAUUCGUAUCUUAUUCAUCGUAUCUAUAAUCUAUUAUCAAUCUUCGUGUCUUUUUUUUCUGUCUGCAGCUUCUCUAAUAAGAAGCUUUUUUCAGACGGUGCAGACGAAGGACAAAUGGAUGCUUAUAGUCCUCGUAGCGAGAGGUCUGGGUCUGCUAGAGGAAAGUCUCCUAGAGGAGAAGUGACACCCAGAUCGCCCAGAACAGCGGUAGAAGCUCAUACUCAGCAAGUGGACCUUAAGAGACUAGUCUACAAGAACUAGAGGGUUUGCAAACAAGUUCCAGUUCAAGUUUGUUAUUGUUACAAGCAUGAACAUGAAGAUCAAGAUGAUCAACAAAAUAAAGUUUUUACUUCUUGAUAUAUCGUCGGUCAGGGAAAUACUAGUACUAUCUAGGCAACCAAAUUGCCGAAAUUUAGAUUCGAGCCAUCAUCUUCAUCUGCCUCCUCAUCUUCUAACACACGGAAUAUUGCUGACAAAAAGGACGUCGAUCACGUAAAAAGAAGGAUCCCUGUGGCUGGACGCGACAAAUUUGGGCAUAUCAUCAAGGACACGGAUAAAAUGAAAGGCUACGUACGUCCGAAGUAUGAGAAAUACCAUGCAAUAAAAGAAGCCGAACGUAUUGCCGCCGAAGAAGCAGAGGCUGCGAGAUUGGCAGCGGAAGAUUAAGGCUACAACUUCUUGAUCUCGUAGUACUAGGUAGGCUCUAUCACUAGGAUUUUCGUUUGAGUCUCUAUUUCUGUGUAGUGUAAGGUCGUCGGAUGUUGAUCAAAUUGUAGAGCAAAACGGACGGUGGAGAAGACGAAGAACUAUGUACAACAACUUACUACACCCAAAAUGAUAGAUUGCAAGAACACCUAGAACCUAGAUCUCAUUGCUAGAAAUGAGACACGAGAUUCUAGUGGUCUCCCGGUCCUUCAACUAGUGGUAUACUUCUCAGACAAGUAGAACUUGAAAGACACAGACCUUCUAGAAUAUUACGACCUUCACCUUCUUCACUGACUUUUACUUCUUCACAACCAUAUCUUCUAGUAGCCUUUUACUUCAACCACCAUCAUAUCUUCUGGUCCUAUUAGAACUAGAACUACAGCCUCUGCAGCCUCUGUUUCUUUCUCUAAUCACAGGAGGCCAGACGAGCAGCGGAAGAAGCCGCAAGGAUCGCCGAAGAUGAGAGAGUGGCUGCUUCUCAAAGAGCUGCAGGGAUUAUUACAAAACCAGAUGUUUCGCAUGGAGACGCGCCAUUAAGGCUAAUCACGUAAGUACUAAAUAAUGUUGCUAAAUUAUUGUACCGCUGCUAAUAGGUGAAUGACGUACUAAAUAUUGUAGCAGUGUCAAUAUUAGGGAACUACUUCUAUGUAACUACUUCUAUUUUUUCGAGCAUCAUGAUGAUGAUCAUCUACAUGAAAGUCUUUCUGUACUUUCUUUUUCCUCCUAGGAUCGGACGGUGAAAUCAUAGAAUUUUCAUGAGUUUCGUCUUUGUUGAAAAGGUGAAGCUACUCAUCUAAUGGGAAUGGGCUUUGGUCACGUAGUCAAAGCGAGGGAGAAAGAGUUGAGGGAAGAGUUACCUGCUGGUGUUUCUGACUAUGCAGCUCGUCGAGACGCAUUCGCAAAAGCGCAGCAAGGUGGCAUCUUUCCAACUGCGCACCAAGACUACUACAACUCCGGAAAAAGUCCACCGCAAAAGAAGGAGUACAAGUUAAGGGAAUUGAACUAAAUCAAUGCUGAAUUCAUUUCCAAGUAGUGUCGUUUUUCUUUGGUUCCUUAUGCGGAAAGGGAGCUCAAAGUGAUUCAUUUUCAAGUAGUGUCGUCAAUUUUCUUUGUUAGUCUUAUUUCCUUCUUCGGAUUGUUCUGAGAAGAUAAACCGAUAGAAGAUACUUUUACUUCAAGAACUUUGUUCUAUUUUUCAUCACACCCACUCACACUCACACUCACACAGUUAUAGUUAUAAACGACCCAAGAAACAGGUACAAGUACAAGAUCAAGAUAAGUAAACUAGUACCUCUAGUUUAGGUUUACUUUACCCAAGAAACUAGUACAAGUACAGGAAAAGGAAAUAGAACAAUUAAAUCGUUGACCUCCUCGUCCUCUAAAGAAGGACUUGAAUGCGUACAAUGGUAGUCAGUACCGUGGCCGGGAAAUAGUUGAUGCGGCUAGGGCAGCGAAGAAAAGGACUCCGUCUCAAGUGCAAUUCAUAACGGACGAAGAUGGAAAUAUGAUGGUCGCUCCUGGGCAAAAAAUAUUAAGGCAUAAAAACUUCCCAUUUGAACAACAUGAUCGUGAACUAUGCUGAGACUGACGAGUGAGUGGACUCCCCUCCCGUUUUCUUCUUCUUAAAGGGGAAAGAAACUGUAAGGAGAAAGAGAAAGAGUGGAACUCGACCUUAUACGAAGGGGCAUUGGGAAAAAGUAGCGCUAAGAAUGGGUAAACAACAGAAGGAGGCGGAUGCGGCAACGGUAGAAUGGAAUAUCGGGGUGAAUAUUAUGGUGCUGGAGUUGGUGGGUAGUAGAAAUAGUUGCAACUUGUUUUUGUUGAGCUAUCCGUAUCUCCUGUGGUCAAGAACAUUUCUACGCAUCAUAAUAUUUAUAUGUAUCUGUUUCUAUAUUGACUUAUUUUUCACCGAAAAAAAAAUCUAAAUCUUCAUAAAAGUAUUGGUGAAUGCGACUUACAACUAGAUACUACAUGGGUCAACAAGAUCAACAUCACCUGAAAAAAUAAAACUAAGCCCCUGAACUCCUGUCUAAGAAUCCUGCUGGCGCGGCAUCGAUCUCCGCACAAGGUCGGUCCGACUUGAUCAAAAACACCGCUUUAGCCUUGAAUCCGAACGGCUUUCCCUUCUGGCUGCAUCUGCAACGAGUGAUCAGCACCUUCGUCGCAACCCGCGAGCAAACGCCCACUGACGAGCUAGUAUCCGCUUUACUUACCUACGCGCAAGAGUUGGAUGAACAAAUACGGCAUAUUUUAAUCUAAUAGAAGCAAAGGUUUGUGUUUGAACACUUACUCGCAAUGUUUAUUUAGCAGUUUGGUUUUCUUUCCAACGAAACAUCCUGAAGAGCAGGCUUUUCAAGGGGAAAAGUGGAAGAGGAUGCUUCCCUCCUUAAGAUGGAUCAGGACUUUGAGCGCUAAAACAAGCCAAGGAACUAAACGGCAUAGUCGGUUACGCACAGGUUGUCCGACGACGGUUGCCAGAAAUCCGCAGUUUGUGCGACAGGAAGGAAGCCUUAGACGACGCUUUUCUGUUUAUACAGAAAGAAGCGAGGCACGAAGUUAGGGCUCAAUUAAUAUACAAAGAUCCAUUCGAUUCUACAAGCCCCUUUUUUUCGCUAUGUCCUUCUCAGGGCCAUUGGGCGAAAUGCAGGCAAGAAAUGAGAUGAGUAGUACUAGCUUUGACUUUGAGCUGCUGGCUCUAAUUAAUUCGAAGCUGGUGAAGGCAUUUAUCCCAUGCCCAGUGGGAAAAUCCGUGACUUCGCAGACAAGUACGACCAAGCGGUGAGAGAGGAGGAAAAAAUAGUCAGAGCAGAGCUAGCUGAGCAAGAACAUAUGUUGAAAAACAAAGCGAAAAACGAAAUCAUAAGACGACAAGCGGAACUCGCAGCGGAUGCUUCAGCACAAGAACUCAUCUUAUGGACUCUGAAAUCGCUGUUGCUUAUAUUGAGACAUCUGCCUCUAUCUUCUUUGGCUCACCAGCAAUUAUAUCUUGAUCUUCAUCAUGAGUACUUAGCCCCUUCUAAUCACCGAAAUCGCCGAAGAAGAGCAGGCCGCUUUGGAAGCGUUUUUGGUGGACCAGAGAGUCUUAGUGGAGCAACGACUUGCAGCUAAGCGAAAGGCGGGCGCACAAGCCGCAGAAAGAUAUAUGGGUGAGCUCGCUGCAGGCGGUGAUGCAGUCGACGGGGGCGCGGCGAAACAUUUAGAUGCUCUUCGCAACUACGCCGUAGACCGUGCAACGUCUGAGGAGCAACUCAGCGGCGAACCGCUAGUCGCGGAAGUAAUUGAAACAGCGAAAAAACUGGAUCAAAUCGCUUUUGGCAAGUUAAGGCUAACGAGAAUCUUCAUGUUGUUAUUGCGGCCAUAAAAAGGCCACAAGAGCCGACAAUGAGUCUAUUCCAUCAUGUGGGGUCUUACUUUUACUUAUGCUUCCAAAUCCAAGUACCGCUAUAUUUUUUCACCGUUCUUGAUUGAAUGUUGAUUUUGAUUGUUGUUCAUCCUUCUAGCGCAUGGGCUCGUUUACUUUUACAUACAGUUAGUACAUUAAUGAAGGUCUUCUUCUUCUUCUUUCUUCUAACCACGGGCCACCCCGUCGGGUAUUUAAUCGCGACGCAAAUGAACGGUGGGCAAGACUUCAACGAAAUGAUGCAAGAGGUGGCGGAGAUCGCUGCCGCAGACAGAGCAGAACCGGAACGAAUCGCAGCCCUGCCGGUGCCAACGAAUCAGCAAAAGUUAAGGUCGUGAACUUCAUCACUCUAGUUCAAAUAGAAAUACAUGAAAUUCUUUAUAAGUAUGAGAAAGAAGCAUCGCCAACUUGAUAGUUUUUUUCUCUCAGGACAAUGAGAAAGGGAAAGCACGUCAACAGUUCAAAGUUCUUGACUAUGACUUUGAUCAAGGUGAACUAUUUUCAGGAGUUCGUCGUCGUCGUAUUAUACGACGAGUCGUUUCCACGGAAUCGUUUUGAGCUACUUUCAGGUCGUAAUCUUCGUAUCUCUAAAAAAAGAGGCCAACGCUGGUGCGGUAGCGUAUGACCCUGACGCACAUUUGGCGGUUCGACAUCCAAGUUUGUACAAGCUUGUCGACUUCACCCAGCAAACGCAAGAGGCGUUGCUCAAGGCACACGAGAAAAAGGAGCCAAAAAAAGAAGGAAAUUUAUGGAGUUGUGGAUUCCCCGAUUUUUGCAAUUUAUCUUCAAUUGUGUUCUUCCUCGUUUACUCGUUAUAGUAAAAUCUAUUUUCCUUGGCAGCUGGGUUUUGUUGUUGUUGUUGUUCCCCGAAGGAAUGCAUAGAAGCUAGGGUUGCUGCAUCUAGAACAAGUAACACCCCGUCUUGUUCUAAGAACUGCCGAUAUUAUGGACCUUUUGGAUUUGGACGAGGAUGGUCAAGGUGUGCCGAAGGUUCGGUACGGUCGAUCGACGAUCAUUGAGGACUUCGAUGAAGUCCAAAAACGCACUCAGCCAAAAGACUUACUCAACAUGCUCAAGGAGGAGAACUUUCGCUACGAAGGGUACGGAUUGAAACCGCAAGCACCGGCGGAGAGACAGCCUCAACGCAACAGUUUGCAAGACAUGCCGGACAAGCCGAACGUGAAACAAAUGCUAGAAGGGUUAGACCCAUUGAUUAUCUAUCGAAAACGUCGAGAACAGAAAGUCGCUGCAGAAAACGCUACAGAAGCAGAAAAGAAGAAGCAAGAGGAGGAAGCAUGGGCGAAUAUGCAAGAAGAGAUCAAAGCAAUGGAAAAUUAAGGCUGCUCACAGUAAUUGACUCAUCUUCUACUUGUACUUCGUUCUUCAUAGAGUAGAAAUAUCCCUUUGAUGUCUCAGUUACAGUUUCCUUCUUGGAUUUCCUUGCCUCAUUUUCCUUCUUGGACUCUGAAACUAUCAUGCCAACCAUUAAGUACUAGGCGUUAGAACGCUAUCAUUUAUGAUCCUUAUCGGGAGCAGCUCUAAGAAGAAAGGAAAGUAGAGCCACGCGAAAUCGGUAGGCACAUCAUGAAAAGAGUGCUGAGAAUUGAGCAAGCAGAAAAAGAAAACGGAAAGCCUAGUCCGGGUCUGGCUGAGGUCUUGGCAAAAAGGGGUCCAGACUACGUACCAGGAUAUCAAGACGCCCGGUUACAGCAGAUUUUGCAAGGUUACAAUUACGGCGACAUCUUCUUGCGUAAGUAACUCAUCUCUCGUCUAGGGAUCCCAACGAACCGGAUACAACAUCAUCAACUUGAUGCUAUAUAUUUUUACGUGACAAGAAGGGUCAAGGGGUAUACUUUUAAUUGAAGGAUGAUCUCCACAGCGAUGACCUUCUACGAGUACUUCUAGGUCUAAUACAAGGCUGCACAAGAUAGAGGCGAAGAUGUGCCGAAAGUAAAGCUAAGGGAUUUACGCGAUUAUGCGGCGCAGAUGGACACUGCUGACGCGAAAGACAGGCCUGCCCCUCCGAAAGACCGGAAGGAUCUGAAUAUUAAGCCUUGCAGUGUCAACUGUCUAUUCGUAUUGAAAAUCAAAACAAAUUGCAAUUUAUCUUGUUAGGAAUACGAAUAAUCGAUCCAUCAUCUUCAUCUACUCUGCAGCGUUCUUAAAGAUACUUCUCAUAUAUAUAAAUAAAUUCAUCUUUAGAGCAAAAAGAGCCUUAGUUGUAUUUUAGCCCUUCCUAACUUGUCGUCUAGAGGGAAACCUAGAGAGACAGAGGAAUGAUCUUCACUUCCUUCAUCACAAGAACAAGAAUGUGAACACAAUUUUCAUUUCUGGCUGAAUGGCCUCUACUACGUUAGAAUAUUAACGACACAAGAGGUUGUUCCAUGACAUGACAUACGCUCUAACACUCGCUACCGCAAAGCGGGGGAAUCUCCUCGAGGUGAUCUGGGUGGCGCGAUCGAUGCCCAUGCUGCGGAGGUUGAGGCGGCCUUGGAAAUCAGCAAUACUGGGAGGAUCGCGCCGGAAACGAUGAAGACACUCGCCAAAGAAGAAGACGAACGAGAGAAAGCGAAAGCACAGAACAAGACCAAAGUUAAGGCUACAUCCAAUCCAAAUUUAAAUCCAUCUGAUCUCUAAUCUAUCUAUGCGGACCGAUGAAGCCUGUUAACAAAAUGAAUCGAAGAGGGAUAAUAAGGGACAUCACUCGCUCCUGCAGGAGCAGGAUUUACCCCGGGAUGGGUUUGUGAAUUCCGGGACGCUCUAACAAACGGAUACGAGAAUCUCUCCUGGAACUAGACACGCUGAGCAACGUCAAGCACAGGCUGAAAGACUUGCUAAGGGUUACCACAUUGCAUUCUUCACUUCCACUUCCGUCCUCGACUUUUUUUCCAGUUACAAAAGAAAAAAAACAAGGGAGGUCGCCAGGGAUGAGCUGAAGAAUGCAAAAAUGUCGCAACCUCUAAACUUGGACCUGCUCACAAAGGACCUCAAAGCAGACGAUGUGAGGAGAACAGUGGACGGAACUAAGGACAAGGAGGAAGGCCUGCAUCUCGCGUUUCGUGAAAUUCAGCAAGAAAGAGAGGCCUUAGUAAAAAGAGGAAUCCCAGAAGGGACCGUGGCGGAAAUGAUCCAGAACAAAUUCUCUGCCAAAGACGCGGCAAGCAAGAACAAGAACAAUGAACUUAUGGUUGAGGUCGUGGAGUGCCUCUUUCUUACUCAUCGUAAUGAUCAUAUUUGACAUUGACUCAUCGUCUAAAAAAUUAUUGACUAUCUUGAUCUUGAAUCCUGAGUGCCUGAGCAAAGUGAAAAAUUGUAAAACAAACUCUCAGGCAUUGUUCUUUACUAUUUUCACAGUUCUUCAUCUUGUGUUGUUUUUGUGACAAAAAGAACGCUGAAAUCAUUCCUCGUAGUAGAAGCAAGCAAUAGCUCUGACAGAUUCAUCCGUCCGUCUCUGCCUCUAACCUUCCUCAGAAACAAUACAAUUAUUCGCGUGCGUUGCUUCGUUAUGGAGCAGCUAGAAUACCUGGUUAUCAUGAAGCGCGAGUUCAUGCUGUCGCAGAGCAGAUGAUUGCUGAAGAUCCAAACAUCACAGCCGAAUUCGCGAAGCUGCAGUUGCGGAAAUACGCUGCUGAACUCGAUCGGGAUGAGACGAUGAAUGUUGUGAAGGCAGAAGAAAAGUACAAAGAUGACGUUCCAUUAAGGCUCGAUACCAUUCAUUUCGUCCAACUGUCAUUUCCAUUUCCUUCUUUUCUUCUUCUUGUGAUAGAUUCUGAAGAAAUGAAGGUAAGAAGUGUAUUGAAAUGUUUAUUUGCGCUCUAAUGCCCUCGCUGCAGGCUGCUUCCCCACGCACAACCGCAGAAGAAAAGAAGCAGCUGGCUAAUGGGAAGGCGUUCAGCAACGCUCUCAAAACGCUAGAGCCAAGGUUAGACAAAGAGAUUACCAAAGCCAACCAGGAAGCACAAAAGACGAAGCCUGCUCCGCGUGCUUCACCUAGACCAAGUAUGAAGGGAAAAAGUCGUGCACUCAUUUUACUCAAGAAAUGUUGAGGGAGUCUCCUAGUACUGUACUUGAACUUGUCCCUAGGAGAACGUAAAUAAGUAGUUAUUUCUUGCUGAUCAGGAUGAGCACACUUUUUCCUGUCAUAGCAAGUGCUGCCAUGUCUUCCUCAUCUCCUCGUACUGCUGCUUCGCCAAGAACUAAGGAUAAGCCGAACUUCAAUGAAGUUUUAGACAGGAAAGACAUCAAGCGAGUGCGCAUCUUCGAUAGGAUUGGAGAUCGAUUAGCCGCACUGGGCAAGGGCCCCAAAGACGAACUCGACAAGACCAAGUUUGGGAAUCAGUGGGAGCACAUCCAGCAGGUCGGAGUCAAACUCCGUGAGCAAGAGGGGAAGUCAGCUGCUAGUCAGGGCAAGACGAAAAACGAGGUAGACAUCGAAGUUGCGCGUCGCGUGGUCCAGUACACUUAUGGCCACCUAUAAUAUUUCAUUCAUCUGUACCUCAGCAUGUUGGUACCCUUUCCUCAUGGAGUACAAAGGUAAAGGUACCAAAAUGAGGGAGGCGAGAUGAAUGGACGCACCUGCUAAUAUCCUGUGGAGCUAGAAGAGCGGCUUUUGUCCAAAGCAGCAGCGAUGGCCUCGUCACCUGGGUACAUCACGGCACUAGCCGCCUUCGGCCCGGCGGGUUUGCCAGGUUACCAUGCCGCGCGCGUGUGUGAGACAGCGGUUGAAUAUGCCAAACGCUAUCCGUCUGCCAAAGCCAGCGUAAUCACGCGCAACGUGCGUACCUACGCUGAGGAAGUUUUAGACCUGAAAAACUUUGACGACAAAUUCGCAGCUGCCAUGGAUGCGUCCUUACAGGCGAUCUACAGUGAAGUAAAAGUUAAGGCUACUACUGAAGCAUCCUCCACAUUAUCCUUGGCUCUUUUUCUACUUGAAGAAAAGGAAGCUGCCAAGGAUGCUGGCUCUCAGGGAUGUUGCGACCGCGGUAGCUCUAAAAAAGACAGCAGCAAAGGCGUCAUUUCCGAUGCUGCUGAUCGACUUCGAGCUUUAGAUGUGCCGUCAAAGGGCAAAAAUGACGACGAGAACGAGCCAGUGGUCGACGAGUGGCAAGCGUGGAAAAGGUUGAGGGACAAGAUUUUGCCGGAUUUCCUUUUCAAGCAGCCGAAUAUUACAUUAAGUCUCAACACAAUUCAUUUCCACCAGUCAUUUCUUGCUGUUUCUUUCUUGGCGGGAUUCUGAAAAAAUGAAGGGAAGAAUUGGAGUGCUUAAAUUUGAGCUCUAAUCACAGGACCCCAAUUGUUCUCACUUCUAGAGGAGUACGCGAAAAAUAUGGGGAAGGCCUACGUCGCCGCAGUGAAAGAGCACAAGAGGGAAAUCGAAGCUAAAGGCACGAAUCCGACACGACUGAUCGCGAAGAUUGGCGCUCAAGUGACUACUGAACCGCAACAAGGCGGCGGUGGUGGUGAAGAGUUAAGACUACAUCAAGACUGUUUAUGUUUUAUAAAUCAACACCGUUUACAAAUUCAAACCUUCGUUCCUAGUAGAGGACUGAUACUUGGCGAUAGAAGAACAAUCAUGCCAGUGACUCUACUUCGUCUUCAUCUUCGUUCUUCUACUUCAUCUAGCAUAACAACUUGAUUUUGAUGUUGUUCUGCAUGACAUUCAGCACAGUUUUUUUUUCAUCUCCCCCUCCUCCUCUUCUACUUUUCUACUUUUCUACUUUCGACACAGGCACAGCACCAUCAUCUUGCUUCUAAUAAAAGACGACUCGUCCUCCUCCUGGCCUCCGAAUAAGAUCAAGACUACUGCUGUUCGUCUCGCAAAUCAGAGACCGGAUAUGCCUGGGUCUGAGAUUUUUGACGCGUUCCUAGAAUUUGGAGCUGACAAUGCCAACAUGAUUGAGCAUCUAAUGGAUAUGCGUCAAAUGAUGAUCGCCCUCAACGCGGACGAAGCAGAUAAAAAGUGGCGAAUGGAAGCUCUCACUAUUUUGCACUUAUGGCAAAUGAAUUUGAUGAACUAAGCCGUCGUGAAAGUUCUUGUAGGAGUUCGUACAACUCGUAGUGAAUGGUUGCCGUUGCAGCUAAUGGUCUUUCGUCGAUUGAAGCUGAACGGAGAUCUAUUUUUCCCUGUGUGUAGUUGUAGAGGAGCGUGGUGCUAUGGUGCAUUACGACUGGUUCGUACAUGAAUGUAUCUCUGCCUCGGGUGGAUAUGUUGUCCGCAACUACAUCCAUCAAAAGAAGUACUAGUACUUUUAGCCGCCCUCCUCUAAUGGCUCGUCUAGUCCAAGAGCGCACAAUGAAGCAUUUGAAGCAGCUGGUUGCGAAGCUGUUAAAGGAGCAGCCAAUGAUGCCUGGCGAACUCCUGCUGGAAGCUCUCCGGAGCUACGGUAGAUACCGUCUGAACACUCAGGGGGAUCGGGUCUUUUCGCUCGCAGUGGAAGCGCAUGCAGAGGAGAUCACCACUGAGUGGGUUUACAACAAAAGCGGUCUAGUUACGGCUCAAAAAUGCAAUUAAAUAAUCAUUUGCAUUCCUACCAGUCGUUUGCUUCUCGAUCAUAUUUCUUUUUUAGGAUAUUGAGAAAUAUGCUGUUAUAGAGAAAUGAAUUGCCUUGAGCUCUAAUCUGGUUGUCCGUCCAGACACGCUGACACGAGCUGGCAUAACGGAUAGGAAUCUUGUCGGAUUGGAAAAGUUGUAUUAAGGCUAGAAGAAAUCCAUCUUCUUCUUCGCGAGCAUCUUGGUCCCGUUUUUAAAGGGAAACCGGGAACCAAGACGAAUCCGAAGAUGGAGUUCUCUUAGUUCUAACUCUAUGAGCGGUACAAGAAUCCUGUGCCGAUUGAGCCUGCAGAUCCUCACGGCAGUCCGGUAAAGGAGAUGUUCACCCAGGGUAGAGAAGCUGGAGCGUUUCAAAAUCAGUCGCCCUUCGCUAUGGGUCAAAACGCUAGACUUGCCGAAAUUGAACGGGAGCGUGAAAUACGAGCGAAGCAGAUCAGAGAAGGAAUGCCAAUGUUAAGACUUCCGCAAUAAAUUCGUCUUGAGCGGCAUCUUUGGCACGAUUUCGAUGGGAAAAACAGUCAAAGAUGCGCUUCAUGAUGAAUAGAUAUAGGUAAGCUCUAAGAAUGAUGGGGAACCUGUCUGAUUCUGCCCAUCUGCAGCUGCAGGCAAGGCAAAUGAAUCUGGAGCAACAUGUGGGCGGGCAAUAUGUGGCUAGACUUACGGCUUGAACUCGAUGAUGUAGAUGUUGUUCCAGCACUAUCAAAUUUAUUAUUAAUCCGUGAAGUAGAUCAAGAGAAACAGAAACAUCAUCUUGGAGCUGUGGUCGUUGUCCUCCUGUAAGCACAGAGGUGCUUCACACAGCUCCAGACAAAUAAUGGAUGUGAGUUCUCCACCAAAAUGUUGAUAGGAGAAGGAAUUAGAUGAGCCUCGUCCUCUAAGAGAAAGAACUACGCGGCAGAGCAAGCGGGAGUGCGUCAUCGUGGGAGUGGUAACUAUCAAAGCGUUCGCAGUAACCAGGACUACCACGAUCUGGUCAACUUCUACGCCAGGGACCGCAAUUAUGGUCGCCACGCUGCUGAGAACACGGACACUCAGUUUCUGCAAAACACGUUGCGACCGGAACAAAAAAGGAGAGAAGAUCAAAUGCGCGAUUUUUUUUACCUGUCAGGACAAGAGCCGCCAACCGCGACGUCGAGCUCGAGCGUAAACAACUCGUCGAGCGCGCAGAGUUCCAGUGGAGUGGACAGCGAUCGCAGCGGUGCGAUUUCGAGCGCGAGUGAAAGCAGCUACUAUUAAGGGUAGUUUAUCAUUAUCCCACGUGGACUAUAGCGAGUGAAAUCCCCCUGAUCUGCAGUGGAAAGUAAUAUAUUGAAAGGGGGAUGAAAAGGGCAGUGCACUCGACCAGGGAUAGUGAAAAGCUACCUCGAAUACUACAGUAACAGCAACAAUAAAGAUCCUCGAACUAAAGAUGAACGACGUCGCGCUGCUGAGAACCGCGUCCGCGAACGGAAACCCGCAAACAUCGAGUACUACAAGAACAUGCUGAAACAACAGCACGACGAUGCGUUCAUUCAGAAAAACAGAAUUCCGCCGCAGCUACAAUUACGGCUUCCCCUAAUGGUCCAUCUUCAGAUAGUACAUCUUGGAAAACAAGCUGUUCCUUAAGGAGGGAGAUUUACCAAGAUGCAUCUCAGGAUGGACGAUAAGGGUGAGCUCUAACACAAGUAGCAGAGCAAAAGACACUUGCCCAACACCAGCGAAGCGCUCUCGUGCGAGAUCAACAUCAUCAACAAGCAUUAAGAUGUUCAUUUGAUGUUUUGUGUUGUUCAUUUGAUCAUUUACUUCCAACUCUUCCUCGACUUCCUUAGAUGAAAUUAUCCAGAGAACAGGAAAACGUCAAAGAUCCUGUGGGUAACAUGCUCAUGAACAUCAAUCUUAUUUUCUUUUCCAAGAAUUUAUAGAUAUAAUUUUUAGCUUCUAAAACCUGAUCCAAAUUUUGGAUCUCCAGGUGGUGGCACUUUAUCUCCUCAACAACAACAUCCGCAACAUCCAAGAAAGUUGGUGAGAACCUUUAGUGACCGCAUUCGUGCGGAAGCAGAGGCGGAAAGGCUUGAAGUUCUGUCGGAAGCCUCUGUUCAUUAAGGCUCAAUACAAUUCAUUUCUACAAGGCAUUUCUUGCAGUUUCCUUGUUGGGAUUCUGAAGAAAUGCAGGCAAGAAGCGAAAUGUUUUGAGCUCUAAGCCCACUCAGGAGCGUCUUCUUCAGCGUCACGCUCUUCACGGUCAAGCAGAAGCUCUUCUUCUUAUGGCAAGCUACUUAAUAACUAAUUCCAAGUAAAAAAAAGCAGAGAAUGGAGCUAGUACUUAUUUAACUAGUAGUUCUUGUUUUUUCUUGUUUUCGGUGAAGAUCGUGAUGCUACAGUUACAAUAUUCUAUGCAUAUCUCACACUCACUAAUUGCACUACUAGUAGUACUACUUCUGCUACAACUGCUACUAUUCACCUCUCUGUCUCCCUCGUUCUCCUCUAAUCCAGGUUGGGGGAAGCUGGCAGAAUUCGUCAGUCUAUGCCUAGGAGCAGCAGACUGAGUGCAAUUGUAGCGGAUAAAAGCACGUCGCCAGUGAGCAGUCUCCGUGGUUCCUCUUUGUGGCGUGCUGAGCAUGCUGACCCGACCGUCCACGCUGACACGAACACCGCCAGAAGGGGCCCUCCGCCAGCGAGACGACGCUCAAGCUCGUCUAGGGGUUCAUCUAAAUCUGGAAGCGGAGUAGACCGCGAGUUGGAGUCCUUAACGCCAAAGAAACGCAUUAAACGAGUGGAGUUUUUAAGGCUUCAUCCCUUGAACUUGAUCCAUCAAUCUUCAGAUGAAGCAUCGAUCUUGAAGCUGUCUGAGUCUUCCCAUUAAGGGGAAAAGAACAGCUCCAGGAAGAUGCACCAUCUUGAAAUGGAGAUAAGGGUGAGCUCUAAAGUUUGCAGAGGAUGUAGACGUUGUAGAGGUUCACAAGGGAGAAGGGUAUGCUGCGAGAUCGAGACGAACGAAGUCCCGAAACUCUGGUGCGCGAAAACAACAAACUCAAACUACAGGAGAAGCGACGGGUAGUCCUCCUGGAGAGCGAGAGACAUCCUCACAAUCGCAAUCAUCACCUUUGACAUUGUUGGACAGUCCUCCGAUUUCAACCUUACUUUACCCGAAACAGGUAAUUAUAAAACGUCAACAAGUAGGAGUUGGAGUGCCAAAUCAAGGACAGCCACAGCCACUGCAAGGACAGGGUCAAGAAGUGCAACGGUCUGUAGCUCAACCUCAACGACAGGAAGCAGGAUUAAGUGGGAUGCCACCGCAGGGAACGGGUACACCGAUGCAGGGUGGAAAGAAUGCGCCACAGCAUGGACUAAGUGCGCCACAGCAUGGACUAAGUGCGCCACAGCAUGAGCUAAGUGCGCCACAGCAUGGGCUAAGUGCGCCACACGGACUAACGAUACCAAGUGAAGGACCAAUGCCGCAUCUACGAGGGCUCCCGAUGUCGCAUCUCCAAGGGCUGCAUGUGCAAGGACACAGAGCGCCAUUACAUCAGGAACUAACAUCUGUGCCACUACAUCAAGGACUAACAUCAGUUCCACAACCACGUGGGGGAUUAACAGUGCCGCAUCUUCAAGGAGUAUCUUCUAUGGCUAUGCCACAACUACUAGGACUAACAGUGCCACAAGCACAGGUAGGACAAGGACUAGCUGCCGUGCCACAUCAUAAUGCAGAUGCGCCAGAUCAUGGUCAAACUACAAUACAACCACAGCCACUAUGGGGACCAAGUACGACCACAGCGACUUCUCCUACAGGUAAAUCGCCUUCAGGUAGAAGUGUAGAUUUUUCCUCGGAUGAAGAUUCACGAAGUGGUGCCGAAGCCGAAAUCAUGAGGCCUCGUUUUUCCGCACCACCUUCAAAGAAAGCUUCGCCUCCGGAGUUGGAUUUGCACAGCAUAGUGCAUGAUGUAGUUGUCCAACGAGUAGGUGGGCAAGAUCAUGGAGGACAGUACGUUCAUCAACCCGGAUUUGGGAUUGGAGAUCAACUAACCACGGAGAUGUUGACGGGAGGAGCAGGUGUCGUGAUUGAUCAACCUUCUCCUAUUGUUGAGGAGCACCUACAACAGGAGCACCAGCAAGACCUCCAGCAACAGAACCGCGAGGGCGCUCAUUUUUCUGCGCCACCAGGUGGAGGUGAUCAUACAUCCGUACCACCAGGGCCAGGUGGAGGGUUUCUUUUCUAUCCAGAUGAAGCGUCACCUGAAGAUGUUAGUAGAAGUAGUUCGCCACUUUCUUCACCAUAUGCCAAUGCGAAGGGUCUUCGCAACGUCGGGUCUCCAACGAGACCGCGCCAUUCGGUCUUCAACCAGGUGCCGACUAGUCCUCUUUUAGCAGCGCACAUGGACGUUCCCCGUGGCACGACCAUAGCCGCUGAGAUCAUUGCCUCAGCAAAAGACGAAGAGGAAGUCCGACAACUUGAGCUAGACGAGUAUCAGAACAAGGUUCUAGCGAAUUUGAGUGAAUAUUAAGGCUCAAUACAAUGAAUUAGAAUUGAAAUUCAUUUUUCCACGGCAUUUCUCCCUACUAACUCCUUUCUUAGGAUUCAUUGGGAGAAAUGCAGGCAAGAAGUGAAUUGCUUCGUUGAGCUCCAAGAAUACUACCUAGGCCACAAAACCGCCGCAGCGAAGCGAUACGCCAGAACCCGAGGUGAUAUUGCGUACUACGGACCGCCUAAAGGUGGAGCGAAACGCACGAUUAAUCCUCUCCCCGCUGGCGAAACGGUCAUGAGACUGGGAAACCUGAGAAUAGUCACUGUGGAACCAGGCCAAGGGAUAGAACUUUCUACUAGACCGCCAAAAGCUAAAGCCCCUGCGCCUCCGAAAGUAGAGCAGAGAAAACCAUCUGCCCAAAAGAAGAGUACUGUACUCCAAGACGUUCCUAAAUCUACAAUGCCGAUACCACCUCCCGACGGAUUACCACCAGGUCUACCACCAGGCUUAGCAGCAGGUUUUGGCGCUCCUCCAGGAGGUCCUCCGGUGCCACCAGAAGACGAUAUCGACGUUGGAGAUAUAGCAGAUAUGCCAGGUGGAGAUGAUAUGCCACCUCCAGGGGAUGACGUUGAGGAUAUGCCACCUCCUGAUGAUGACAUGGCAUUGCCCGAUGAUGACAUACCACCACCUCCCGAUGAUGAUAUGCCACCUGCUGACGAUGACAUGCCGCCUGGUGAUGAUGGCACGCCUGCCGAUGAUGUUGAUGACAUGCCACCUCCUGACGACUUGCCAGAAGACGGGCCGCCUGCUGACGAUGCUGAUGACAUGCCGGCACUUGGCGGCGAUGACAUGCCAGAUGUCGAUGGAGGUCCUCUGCCAGGAGAUGCUGAUGGUGGUUCCACAGGGGGUUCAUUAGGUGAUGAACCACCUCCACCACCUGAAGACGCACAAAGUCAAUCUCAAGGAUCCGAAGGCGCUCCUCCUCCACCGGCUCCUCCAGGGUCUAUCGGCGGACCGGGCUCUAUCGGCGGACCGGGCUCUAUUGGGAGACCGGGCUCUAUUGGGAAACCGGGCUCUAUUGGGGGACCGGGCUCUAUUGGCGGACCGGGCUCUAUAGGAAGACCGGGCUCUAUAGGAGGACCGGGCUCUAUUGGGAGACCGGGCUCUAUUGGAAAACCGGGCUCUAUAGGAGGACCGGGCUCUAUAGGCGGACCGGGCUCUAUAGGGAGACCGGGCUCUAUUGGGAAACCGGGCUCUAUUGGGGGACCGGGCUCUAUUGGCGGACCGGGCUCUAUGGGGAGACCGGGCUCUAUUGGGGGACCGGGCUCUAUUGGGGGACCGGGCUCUAUUGGUGA
Amoebophrya sp. A25 is the source of this 24265-nucleotide messenger RNA. The record is from the annotation of a GenBank genome assembly. Lineage: Eukaryota; Dinophyceae; Syndiniales; Amoebophryaceae.